Molecule: messenger RNA, 3517 nt
Organism: Hevea brasiliensis (rubber tree)
Lineage: Eukaryota; Viridiplantae; Streptophyta; Magnoliopsida; Malpighiales; Euphorbiaceae
Exons: 19
Coding region: 1542-3143 (533 amino acids)
Cellular component (GO): plasma membrane
Source: RefSeq, a predicted model, not a curated record
AUAUUUAAAAAUAAUAAUAAAAAAAAUUGCCCCAACGACCAACAUUUGACUUUAUUAACAGACUGCUCCGCUCUCUCUUGUGCAGAUAUGGGCUGAUGGAUCUAUCGUUUAUCUUCUUCAAUAGGAAUCCAUAGCUCUCUCUCUCUCUUUUUAUCAAACAGCUUAAUUUUGGUUGAACUCCGACCAACCAAUCGUCUUCACUUGGAAUCUUUCUCUUCCCUUUGAUUUUCUUGGCAAACAAACAGAGCUUAUCAUUUUCUACGUCUUUUAUAUGCAUCCCUCUUGCAUGCGUAUAUAGCCUAUAUUCUUAAGAUUUUAUCAGUUCUGAUUGCUUCAGGUUUUGUUUACUCUUUCUUUCUUUCUUUUUUAUUAUCAAUUUGAGGACCCUAUGUAUCUUUGCAUAUUAUUCUUUUCUAUUUUAUCUUUUUUUUUUUUUUAAUAUUAAUCCUUCUGAUUUUGCUGGAAGACCUUUGCUCUGUUAAUUUUGUUUGUUUCACUAUAUUAAAAAGAAUAAAUGUGCAGCUUAUAUAUCCUGCUUCGUAGGUGAAGAGUAAAUGACUUUCUUUUUUUUUUUUUUAAUCACAGAUGAGUCAAUGAAUUUGACUAUUAUUUUCCCACCUUUUAGUUUCCGAAAAUUUAAAUGAUUAAACUUUGCCAGAUAUUUGCUUGGCCCUGUACUGCUAUAUAAAUGGAAGAAUUACUAUUCUAAGUUUUUUAUAUCGAGAUUACAGCUUUUCUAACUGCUGAAGAUAUAUAUCAACUUGAAUGAGAAGGGAGGAAGCUUACCAACCAAUUUUCUUCAUUUCUGUUCACUGCACGUGUUUGGAAGGUUCUGUGGGAAGUGGGUCUGCGAUUGUAUAAUAUAUUAAUGUAGACUAGAUAGCUUAUUGUGUUGUUGACCAAUCACUGGUGGAAUGCUUGAUUUUUGGUCACUUCUACCUCCACACCCUGUGUUCAAAUAUGGGUUUUAUUGGUUAGCUUCUCCAAGAAUUUUAUCUUUUUGUGGCAUGGGACUCCCUCAGUGCAGUUUAAUUUAGUUGAACUGAGUUUUUUUUUUUUUUUUAACUGAUUUGAAUCCAAGUGUAUGAAUGAGGGAGAGACAUAUGGUGGAUCCUCUUCCAAUCCAUGUGCUUCAUGUGGCAAGAUGAUUCAUGAAAGAAAAUUUCAUGGAUGGACUUCAAAUUCUAUCAAGUUUUGUAACUUUUAAUUUAAUGUGGAAUACCUUCAUUGAAACAUUAUUUACAUUGUUCAGUCUGCCAUUAAUGUCAUAAUCACUUUUCUUUGUUGUUGGUUCCCUACAUGAGAAUAUUCCUUUUUUCCUUUUUUAUAUGGCUUAAAGUCUGAUUGUAUAUUAUGACUUUGUAGUUGUGGCAACUUAAAACUAUUUCGAAGUGGCAACCUGUAAAGGUAUUUUUGACCUUCUGAACAAUGAGGAAGUGGGGAAUAAAAUGAGGUAAAAUGCAUGAUUUAGUCGGUGACCAUGGAAAAGUUUGGAUGUCAUUCAGUCAGAGGGAAUCUUGAUGAGGACCUAAGUCAAUGCAAUGUCUUCAAGUAAAAACCAUAUGCAAGGGCUUAGUAAUGAUGGGGCUCAGACUCAAAACUCUUAUUCUAUAAACAGGCAUAAUGUUGAAGCAAAUCUUACAAAGAGAAGGUUUAAAAGUGAUGAAAAUUUCACUUAUUCUGAAGACAGAGAGGCAAUGGAGCUUUAUUCACGAUUGAGAGCACAGAAAGAAGAGGUUCAGAUUCUUCGUGAACAAAUUGCAGCUGCCUGUGUUAGGGAGCUGCAACUGCUGAAUGAAAAAUAUGUGUUGGAAAGGAAGUUUUCUGACUUGAGAAUGGCAAUUGAUGAGAAGCAAAAUGAAGCUAUUACAUCUGCCUCGAAUGAAUUGGUUCGUAGAAAAGGUGAUCUUGAAGAAAAUUUAAAAUUGGCCCAUGAUUUGAAGGUUGUAGACGAUGAGAGAUAUAUUUUCAUGUCAUCCAUGCUUGGCUUACUGGCUGAAUAUGGUGUUUGGCCCCAUGUCAUAAAUUCCUCUGCUAUAUCCAACAGUGUAGAGAGCCUACAUGAUCAAUUACAGUCAAAGAUUCGAACUUCACAUGAUAGAAUCAGAGAGUUAGUGGUGGGUGCUCAUGCUCAGAAUGAGAGUGAAUAUCAUGAUAAAGAUAACACUGGUACUGGCAACUUGAUGCGUCAAUCUCCUCAUCAAUCCACGAUUAAAAAUGGCAUUUCUCCUUCUAAUCACUAUAUAGACGAAUGGCAUCUGGAGCCUACUAAUAAAAUGAUGAGAUAUAGACGUGAAAUUGAUAUGGCAGACAAGACGCAUCAGCAGUUAAACAAGAACAAUUUCUCAGAUUUCUCAUUUGAUCCUUCUAGGAAGGUUGUUGGUCCUCUCUCCAACAGUUUGUUUGAUAAAGUUAAUGUGAGAACAGGAGAUGCGACCAAGGACUUGCUGCAUCCUUCCACCACACAUGAUGAGAUUGUUUCCUCAGUUUCUGAAGAGGGUCCUGGAAUAGAGGGUUUUCAGAUUAUUGGUGAAGCUACACCUGGAGGAGAACUCCUUGGAUGUGGAUAUCCUGUGCAUGGAACUUCUCUUUGCAUGUUUCAGUGGGUUCGCCAUCUUGAGGAUGGCACUAGGCAAUAUAUUGAAGGAGCUACGAAUCCAGAAUAUUUUGUCACUGCAGAUGAUGUCGAUAAGCUGAUCGCUGUUGAGUGCAUACCAAUGGAUGACCAAGGCCGUCAGGGAGAACUGGUGAGGCUUUUUGCAAAUGAUCAGAACAAAAUCAAAUGUGACCCACCAAUGCAACAGGAGAUUGACAUGUACAUCUCUAAAGGUGAAGCCACAUUUAGUGUUCAGUUGCUGACGGACUCUUCCGACCAUUGGAAGUCAGCAACUCUAGUUUUGCAACGAUCAGGCUAUCAAAUGCAGAGCAUUAGUGAGGAAGCUGUACUGAUUGCAGAGAAAUUUUCGAAGAACUUAUCAAUCAAAAUUCCUUCUGGAGUCUCGACACAAUUUGUUUUAACAUGUUCUAGUGGAUCUUCUCAUCCUCUUAAUACAUACGAUGUUAGGACGCGUGAUACUCUUGUGUUGACCAUGAGAAUGUUCCAAAGCAAGGCAUUGGAUGAUAAGAGGAAGGGUAGAGCAUAAAGCCACAGUCUCACAGAUAUUUCAGUAUAGUUUAUAGUAAAAAAAUUCAUUCUUGUAGAAGAUGGGAGAAGACAAUAAAUCUGCAGGAAGUUUUGGACAUAGAGAAAAAAUUUCAUUGGAUGUUUCUGUAAUGUAAAUUGCUAUUCCUGUCCUUUGUAGGUGGUGGAUCACACAUUUGUAGCAUAUAGAUAGCAACUUGGUAAGAUUCCAUGGCGUAUUUUCUUCACUGUUGUUCCUGAUUUAAUAGUUGUCUAGAUAUAAUGCAGUGGUCCUCCAAAUUUUCACUUGAGAUUCUCAGUUGUUUUGUGUCAGCCUUGUAAUGCAUAUACUUUUCCUUUUAUUAUUUUUUUUAGGUUGAUUUGGCUUCUAUUGAA